Molecule: messenger RNA, 5539 nt
Organism: Tachysurus fulvidraco (yellow catfish)
Lineage: Eukaryota; Metazoa; Chordata; Actinopteri; Siluriformes; Bagridae
Gene: foxk1
Product: forkhead box K1
Exons: 9
Coding region: 631-2535 (634 amino acids)
Biological process (GO): regulation of transcription by RNA polymerase II
Molecular function (GO): protein binding; DNA-binding transcription factor activity, RNA polymerase II-specific; RNA polymerase II cis-regulatory region sequence-specific DNA binding
Source: RefSeq, a predicted model, not a curated record
AAGCGGCCAAUGGUCAGUGGGAUCUGACGUCACCUCCACACACACACACCACAAGUGGAGCUGGGUGACGAAACGCCUGUUAAUUCCACGCGAAAAGUGUCCGAUAACAAACGUGUCCGUGCUGCAGCCACGACGGCGUUCGCAGUAUGAAAAUCCACCGUGUGUUUCCUCUCCUUUUCACUGCCACAUGUAACGCACGUGUCGUCCGGUUCCAGGAACUGCGCCGUCGUUAACCCUUUACGCGCUGCACAAAACUCGCCUUUCAGAACGUUUCCACGGGAUUAAAACGACGCAUCGUUUCUCCUGAGCUGCUUGGCGAGUUUGUUUCAGUUAGAAUACAUCCGAGAUAAAAACGAACACGUGAAUGCACAAUGCGUGUUUAGUGUUUAGGUCGGAGUGCAGUGUACACGGCACGGAUGUGCGAGUCCCAGUGAUCCAGGCCGGGUCUUGUGUGUCACUCGUCUCCCAUGUUGUGACUACCAGCAGCAGCAGCAGAGCGAGGCGCUGCCCUGAAGCUCAGCCAUUUCAGCAAGUUCCUGUUCAACUUCUUGCACUUAUAUAUUUAAUAUAUUAUAUAAAUAAAUAAAUAGAUAUAUAUAUAUAUAUAUAGAGAGAGAGAGCGAGAGAAGUAUGACUGAUUACGCGGAUGACACCGGAGCUCGAGCGCUGCUUGCUCUGAAGUCCGCCCCAUGCAGCCCGGUGCGCGGUGCGAGUCCUGUGCCGCCGCAGACACACGCGCUCUCGCCCCCGGCGCAGGCCCUCGCUCGUCUCCACGGCCGCGACUUCGAGUUCGUUAUGCGCCAGCGCUCCGUCACGGUGGGUCGCAACUCGUCGCACGGCUCCGUGGACGUCAACAUGGGCCACUCGAGCUUCAUCUCGCGGCGCCACCUGCAGAUCACCUUCGAAGAGCCCGACUUCUAUCUGCGCUGCCUCGGGAAGAACGGCGUAUUCGUGGACGGCGUGUUCCAAAGGAGAGGCGCGUCACCGAUCCAGUUACCCAGAGAGUGCACGUUUCGUUUCCCCAGCACUGUGAUAAAGAUUCAGUUUACGGCAUUGUACCACAAAGUGGCGCUGAAGGAGGAGGCGCCCCUGUCCCCAGUGAGACCUUUGUACCCGCAGAUCUCGCCUCUGAAAAUCACCAUUCCUGAAAAUGACUUCAGAAGCAUGAUGAGUCCCCUACCUUCACCCACAGGAACCAUCAGUGUGCCUAACUCGUGUCCGGUGAGUCCUCGGGGCGCGGGAUCCUCUGGCUACCGCUAUGGACGCAACAUAACCUCUGACCUGCAGUUGGCAGCUGAGUAUGCGGCCAAAGCUGUAUCAGAGCAUCGCACAGAGGUGUCUGACCGAGACAGCCCCAAGGAUGAGUCCAAGCCCCCAUACUCGUACGCACAGCUGAUUGUUCAGGCCAUAUCGUCAGCUCCAGAGCGACAGCUGACGCUAAGCGGCAUUUACGCUCACAUCACCAAGCAUUACCCCUACUACAGGACUGCAGAUAAGGGCUGGCAGAACUCCAUCCGGCACAACCUGUCACUGAACCGCUACUUCAUCAAAGUGCCACGCUCUCAGGAGGAGCCGGGAAAGGGCUCGUUCUGGCGCGUCGACCCCUCGUCAGAGGCCAAGCUGGUGGAGCAGUCCUUCCGCAAACGCCGUCAGAGAGGCGUGUCCUGCUUCCGGACACCCUUUGGCCCUCUGUCGUCAAGGAGUGCCCCAGCCUCACCCACUCACUCAGGCCUGCUGUCUCCUCACUCGAGCGGCCUGCAGACCCCCGAGUGUCUGUCUCGAGAGGGUUCGCCUGUUUCCCACGAGCACGAGUUUAGCAGCAAGCUGGCAUCGGUGCCCGAGUUCAGAUACUCUCAGAGCGCUCCAGGCUCUCCGGUGAGCACACAGCCUGUGAUCGUGGCCGUGCCUCCUCAGUCCUCGGUGGCGGUGGCAAAGCCCAUGACCUACAUGUCCGCGUCCAUCCUCUCUUCCCAGCAAGCCUCGGGUCAGGCCGUGCACGUUCUCCAGCAAGCUCCAGCCGUCACCAUGGUGCGCGUUCUCAACACCGCCUCCAGCUCCGCCAACGGAUACGUCCUGGCCAACAUUGGCUCCGGGGAAAGUUCCGGAGAACACAGAGGUGCUGUGGACGAGAUGGUAGCCCCAUCCAUCCCCGCAGGCAGUCGAGUCAUUCAGUCUGUGGGGAGCCACCUGAGUUCAGCCUCUAGAGGGCAGCAAAGUUACGCUCUUCUGCAGGCAGCUUCCAUACCUUUGGGGCAGCACCAGCUCCCGGUGCAGACCAUCACCCAGAACGGAAAACACGCCCUCCCCACUGCCACCAUCUCACCCAACACUUACGCUUUCACCAACCCUCUUCAGCUCCUGGCAGCGCAGGCCUCCACCUCACCCCCGGUGCUAGUCAACAGACCCUCCAGCGUGGAGAUGGAGCAAGCGGGGCCGCAGGAGCCCGAGGCCAAACGGCCCAAGAAGGAUGAUGACGGCAUGAUGUCGGUCCCUCAGCCUGUCAUCGUGGCGAUGACCCCAGAGAGCAGUAACUGAGAGAGAGAGAGAGAGAGUAUAGUGUUAGCACAACAUGCCAUUUGUUAUUGAGGGGAAAUUGAGGGGUUUUUUUUUCCUUUUUUUUUAAUAAUAAGAUCUUCAUUGAUCGAGAGAACAGGCUCUGAGCGAGUGUGCGUAUAAGAGCAGGUAGGAGUUAAACACAUUAUCCUUUAAGCCUUAAAAAGAAAAACCACACAAAUGCUGAGACGGCUUUAAUUCAGUGCGCUUCUUAAAGAGGAUGCGAACUGUCCCUUAAAGCUAUUAGAGAUGUAAAUGCACACGUGAGGCAUCGUGCUGACGUCUCGUUCCUCACAAGGUACAGUCUAAAGCAGUACUCAGUCCAAGACGGGGCGGGACCAAUAAUAAAAUAAUAACUAAGCAGCUACUUCUCUACGGGGGCAACGUCCUCUCUCUCAGAAACGAGUAUUACGCAUUACACUCGUCGGCUUUCUUUCUUCUCCAGCGGAAGCUCAGAUUUAUUUUGGAGUCAGCGCUGUAAUCACCGGGUACAAACACCUCCUGUUAGAAUCGUAUUGAAAGCGGAAAUUUUUUCACACACCAAAAUAAAAACGUACAUCCAUUUCAAGGACUUUCUUUUUUUCUUUUUUUCUUUUUUUUUAUUCUUUCAAGCCUUGAAGUCUUUAACAUGCUAUAAAGUAUUUUUCUAUGGUGGGAUAUCAGCUUGCGUAUUUAGACGGAAGUUGUGAAGAGAAACGUCUAACACGUGUCUGCAAACUCUAUGAAUGUAUGUAGCUUCUGUUCCUUUUGUCAUUGUUCACGGCUCUCGACUAAACACACCAGGAAGUAUGAAUGGAAUUUCCUUAGUGUUUAAUGUUUUUAAAAAAGAAGAAAAAAAAGGAACCUUAAGGCGUGCACACACGCGCACACACACACACACACACACACACACACACACACAAACACACACACAGCCGGCCAUUCUCUGUACGUUUUUCUACAUCAAAUGUUUGGCUAAGAUUGACGUUAUCUAAUACGAUAUGUAUUAUUUCAUAAUAAUAAUAAUUCAUACACACACACACACACACACGUUGUUAACUUUGGAUUAUUUCAGUAGACCGAUCAGCUACUGACAACCAAAAACGUUUUCCUUAUAUCUAUUUCUAAAGACCCAGGAAUGUAAUAAUGUAUUGACUAAUAUGAAUUAUUCAGAGACUUCUCCAUUUAUCCGCCUUCCUCUAACUUUAGGACGAUGCCGAGAGGCACCUAAUGAAUGUUUUUUUUUAAAAGCAAACGUUCUCAUCAUUUUAUUCACGGUAAUCAUUUUAUUUUUUCUCAGACUUGUUCAUUUUUACUACUCGAGUACAAAUGCAGUGUUCGACAAUCACUAACCUAACAAGGUGGUGUCAGUUUCCACUUUAUAAAAGGAUAUAAAGGAGCACCAACAACAGCAAGUCGCAAUAUUUAACCUGAGAAAACACUCAAAAAGACCAAAUGCUUAUUAUUAUUAUUAUUAUUAUUAUUAUUAUUAUUAUUAUUAUCAUUAGUGCCUUGAGCUCUGUAGCAAAGAUACUGCUUCAAACUCUACUACCUGCUGCUUGGAAGUUAAAACACUGAAGCUUUUUCACUCUUCAGGGUUGGAACGAUACGAGAACACUGUCCCAUCUGUCAACGUGAACGAGUUUAGUUAAUGCGCAGCGAUCAAAAGAACCCGAAAAACUUCUUCUUUUCUGACAGCACGUAUCGUACUGAAAUGAUCGAUUUUUAUCGAGAAAUCACUAGAAGUUUUCUCCACACGUGCGUAACAUAUAACUGGGAAUUGGGGCGGGGGGGGGGGGGGUGUUUCAGGAAGCUUUUUCCCUUUGUCUUUUGUCCUUUUUUUUCUUUUUUUAAAGGUAUCUGUGUAAUUAAUAAAUGCAUUUCCCCCCUCUCUUUUACUUAUAAUGUCUUCUUUAGUGUUUCUCACUUUCUGUAAAUCUACCCAAGUAAAAAAAGAACAAAAAAAAACACACCCGUCUCUGAAUCUUCGAGCAUUAAGAGCCUUCAGGCUUUUAAACUUCUCAGUAAUGAUUAAGCACUUGGUUAAGGUUUAGAGGUUUUUUUUUCCUUAAACCCACUGAUGGAUGAAACUUUUUUUUUUUUUUUUUUUUCCCCCCCGAGCCUCUAUCGGUGAAUCUCUCUAAAGUAUUUUCGUCUGCUGAUCCUGAUGUAUUUGAUUUGUGUGCUUUGGAUGUUUUAUGCAUAUUAGCUUAUGCAAGUGUUUAUACACUAAACAUUUCUAAUUUAAGAAUUAAGUCUAAUAAACUGAUGCACGAUUUCUUUUCACUUCUCAUUAGGUAGGACUUUCCUUUACUGAACCGCGUUAGUCUACGUCCGACAGCAAUGCCGUCGUUAUUCUAACCGUCCUGUCGUCCGUACAUGUUCCGUAGUAUUUAUCUGAUCUUUUCACUCAGAAAUAAAGAGUAGAUGUCGCGUCGUUUUGUUCCUUCUGAAUUGUACAGCAGCUGUAACAGGGCUACGACAGUGUCAUGAUUAGCUUUCUUACCGAGUUUACUAACAGAGCGUGUUAUGAACUGUUUUAUAUUUUAGUCACUGUGUUCAUAUAGGGCUGUUUGUUCAAAGCUUUUGUCUCAGCAGACUUUCACCAAACUCUGCACUGUAUAUUCUUAUAAAAUCACUGAGAAUUCUUGUUUAAACUGAAAAAAGAAAAAAAAAAGCUAUAGAUAACGGAUAUAAUUUCUGAAAGGAACUAUUUUUUAUAUCCCUACCAAUAUAUCAAUUUCUUUCGAAACUUUUCACUCAUGCAAAAAAAAAAAACUACUUAUAUACCUGGUAUAUCGUUCUGUCUUUUUUUCUUUUUUUUUUUUCUUCUCUUCAUUUUCUUUUCAGAUUCAAUCUGAUUACAUGCAAAAAGUUUUAACGUAAUAAGGCAUUUCUCUAUGCACAUGUGCAGCUCUUGUCUGUUUUCUUUACUGCCUUGUGGAAAGCUCUAGGAAAUGUUGAAAUGUGACCACAGCCUAUUAAAAGGUUUGAGAUGUCUAAGGCA